AUGGCCCCACUGUGCAGUCACAGCUUUGCAGGUACAGGCUUCAUUUCGUCCGCAAUGCGCUGCACUGUCCUGCUCAACUGUUCGAACAAUGAAGUCCAGUUUGCUACUUGCCAAGAGCGAUCCAUCGGCGCUUGCAUCCUCAUCGUUCACCCAAGCGUGUGGCGGAUGCUCGUCGCUGCAACUGAGCGCAGAGUAAAUCUGUACCGUAAUACCGUAGGCAAGGCUGUUUUCCAGGCCAACCUCGCUGUCGUCUCAAUUCCGUACAAAGGCAAGCGUAGAGCAGCUAGCGUCAAGCAAGCCCCUUUGAUCUGGAGAGCGAGCCCCUUUGUUCGGCCGCUGCCAGCGCUCGAGUCAAGCAGCGCCCCUCGUGUUGUCACUCUCUCAUCGCUGCUCGCUGAGGCGGGUUUGAAGCUGAGAUCUGGCAGGCUGGGCGAGGUUGUCUCGAACCCACCAUCUCUGUACGCCAUGGCGCAAAACAUCGUCACAGUGGCGUUGCUCGAAGACGCAGCUGCAUCCACCUCGGCGGUGCUCGACGCACUCGUGGGUGCCUUUUCGCUGGUGGAGCACACCAUGCUGCGCAUUACGCUGCCGGAUGACGAUGCCAUGCUGCGCGCGCUGCUCGCACACGAGAUUGCCACGCUCGGUGAAGCAGCCGCGCUCGUCCGAUGGGCACCCGGAUUCACCGCUGCUCCGUUCACCGUGCUCGUUCUCGCGCUCACGUCCAACGACGACGCCUGCAAGGUCUUUCUCACCCAGUACGCCUCGAGUCUGAAGAAGUUCGGACCAAUCUACGCUUCGCCCACACGAGAUGUAGCGCAGAUGCAACGUGCCCUACUCUUCCCUGCGAUCGGCUCGGGAAGUAGUGAGGCAGGCACGUCCAGCUCUGCAUCUACACGCGCAACCUCGGUGAGUCGAGCAUCGCAGCCCGGCUUCAAGGCGCGUGCCGUUCCAUCGAGCGUAUCGAGCAAGCCCACGAUCGAGCCGCGCUUGAGCCGUGCAGCUGCACUGCGCAUGGGAAUACCCCUACCCACCCGCACGCCGAGUCCCACCAAGACCCCCGCUCCCGCGUCGGGCAUGCCCAAACGCACCGUCCCCACCCCCUCGUCCCUGCGCACACCCACCAUCGCCCCGCGUCUCAACAAGGCCGCCCUCGCUCGCCAAAACCAACCCGGCCAGGCUAGACCAUCUACAGCCGGAGAAAGGGUGAGGAGCGAAGUCGACUUUUCGCGCACACCGGGACACAAACGCGCAUCGCUCUCCACGUCGGUCGCCUCCACUGCGCCCCCCGCUAUUGUGCCACGCCAGACCAGGGCGAGUCUGAGCCGGCUUUCCACACACCAGCCUGCGGUAUCGCCGGCGAGACCGCAGGCUCAUGUCAGGUCGAUGAGUGUGGGAGGUCCGCGUGCGCAGCUGGAUUUCUCGUCGACUCCCGGUCACAAACGUGCGCUGCCUGUCGUGAUUGCUUCGCUCAAGCCGCCCACGAUGGUGCCGAGACAGAACCGCGCCUCGCUCGCAAGGACAAGCGCUCCUCCCCAGCACACAGAGUCGCCUAUGCGUCGUAUGUAG
This is a messenger RNA of Moesziomyces antarcticus, 1566 nucleotides long. RefSeq lists its product as uncharacterized. Lineage: Eukaryota; Fungi; Basidiomycota; Ustilaginomycetes; Ustilaginales; Ustilaginaceae. The transcript is spliced from 4 exons. Bases 1 to 1566 code for a protein of 521 amino acids. The record is from RefSeq and is a predicted model, not a curated record.